This is a messenger RNA of Dujonia railenensis, 3254 nucleotides long. Lineage: Eukaryota; Fungi; Ascomycota; Pichiomycetes; Serinales; Debaryomycetaceae. The record is from the annotation of a GenBank genome assembly.
ACUGGUGGACCUUCCACUGGGGGUUCAUCGACUGGAGAAUCAUCAGCCAGCGGGUCAUCAGCUGGUAAAUCGACAGGUGGACUUUCUACAGCACUUUUCUCCUUUAGUAUUGCUGUUUCUAAAGCACAUAGUUUAUCUAUCCCAGCUGCAUCAUUUGGGCCAAGAUUUGCUUACUGGAGCAAUUCAACUUCAACGUAUUGGCCACCUAGUACUUAUUCUUUGUCAACCUCAUUACCUUCAGGUAGUAAUUAUGUCACUGAUAUUGCAUCAUCAUCUGCUGCAGGUAUUAAGUUGUCAGGUGGAUCAUCAACUUAUGGACCAUCAACAAAGACUGAUGGAUCAUCAACAGAUGGAUCAUCAACAAAGGCUGGACCAUCAACAGAUAGAUAUUUAACUGAGACAGAUACAUCGUUCGCUGGUGGUUCAUCAUCAGGUGGAUCAUCAACAGAUAUAUCUUCAAUGAGUGCAUCUUUAAUUGAGGCUGGUGGCUCAUCCACUAGCGACUCAUCAUCUGGAGAACCAUCAACUGGUGGAUCAUCAACUAAAACUACUGGAACUUCUAGCGGUUCAUCAACUGGAGAAUCAUCAACUGGUGGUGCCUCAUUUAAGACUGGUGGCUCUUCCACUGGAGAAACAUCAACUGGUGGAACUUCAUCUGGAGGAUCUUCUGUUAAGACUGGUGGCUCCUCUACUAGUGAUUCUUUAACUAGAGAAUCGUCGACUGCUGGAUCUUCAACUAAGACAACUGGAUCUUCCACGAGCAAUUCAUCAACUAGAGAAUCAUCAACUGGUGGUGCCUCAUCUAAGACAGGUGGAACUUCAACUGGCGGAUCUUCAACUAAGACUGAUGGAUCCUAUAUUAAUGGGUUAUUAACUAAGACGACUGGAUCUUCCACAAGCGGUUCAUCAACAGGAGAAUCAUCAGUUGGUGGAACCUCAACUAAGACUACUGGAACUUCUACUAGUAGUCCAUCAACUGGAGAAACAUCAACUGAUGAAAAUUCAUCUGGUGGAUCUUCAGCUAAGACUGGUAGCUCUUUCAUUAGCGGGUCAUUUAAGACUGGUGGCUCUUCUACUAGUGAUUCAUCAAUUAGAGAAUCAUCAACUGGUGGAGCCUCAACUAAGACAAAUGAAUCUUCCACUAGCGGUUCAUCAACUAGAGAACUACCAACUGGUGGAUCUUCAGCUAUGACUGGUGGAUCUUCAACUGGUGGCUCUUCAACUAAGACAACUGGAUAUUCCACUACUGGCUCAUCAACUGUUGGAUCUUCCACUAGCAGUUCAUCAACUGGAGAAUUAUCCACUGGCAAAUCAACAGGUGGAGAAACAUCAACUGGUGGUGCCUCAUCUCAGACAGAUAGAUCUUCAAUUAGUGGACCUUCCUCUGGCGGACCUUACAUUAGCGGUUCAUCAAUUAGAGAACCAUCAACUAGUGGUGCCUCACUUAAGACUGGUGGCUCUUCCACUAGCGGCUCAUCAAUUGGAGAAUCAUCCUCUGGCAAAUCAACAGGUGGAUUUUCAACUAUGACUGGUGGUUCUUCCCUUAGCGGUUCAUCAACAGGAGAACCAUCAACCGGUGGAUCCUCAACUAAGAGAGGUGGAUUUUCCACUAUCCGGGCAUUAACUAAGAGUGGCUCAUACACCAGCGAUUUAUCAUCCAAAGAACCAUCAACUGGUAGAUACUCAACUACAACUCCUAGAUCUUCUACUAGCGGUUCAUCAAUUGGAAAAUCAUCGACAGGUAGUUCUUUAACUGGUAGGUCUUCAACUGAGACAGGUGUUUCCUUAACUGAGACUGGUUCUUCAACUGAAACCGGUGGUUCUUCAAUUGGGGGAUCUCUAACUGAGACCGGUGGAUCUUCAACUGGAAGUUCUUCCACUGACACUGGUGGGUCAUCCACAAGCGGUUCUUCUACCGAGACUGGUAGAUCCUCAACUACGACUACUGGAGCUUCCACUAGCGGUUUAUCAACUGGAAAAUCAUCAACUGGUGGUGCCUCAUCUAAGACAGAUAGAUCUUCAAUUAGUGGAUCUUUAAUUGAGAUUGGUGGCUCUUCCACUAGCGACUCAUCAUCUGGAGAACUAUCAACUGGUGGAUCUUCAACUAAGACUGAUGGGGGUAGAUCAUUCACAGAUGGUUCUUUAACUGAGAAUGGUGGAUCUUCGACUGGAGGGUCUUUUACAGGUAAUUUUUCUGAUGGUUCUGAACCUUCUAAUACUGGAGUCCCUAGCGCAUUAACCAGUGAUUCAGGGUCUUCAACCAGUUCUUCUUCCAGUGAACCAACGGCAAUAAGUUGUGCAUAUGAUGGGUUGACUGCGAUAGGAUUUAUGGCUAGAGAAUAUUUAUACAAGCCUCCAGUUGACCUCGCUACUUAUCUUGACACUGGGUAUGAAUCGGGUACUGUGUUAAAAACAUUAUAUGAUGUUGUAGAGCUUGGAGUCCAAUAUAAUACUGCCUUCGUACUAGAAUUGACAGGUUAUUUCAAACCUCCGACUGCUGGCAGGUACACGUUGCAAUUAGAUAAUGUUUUAAGUGGAGGGGAGUUGCAUUUUGGUGCUACGGAAGCUUUCUCUUGCGGAAGUGAAUUAACAAAAAGAGCCGAAGUAUCUCCUUUGAUAAUAGAAGGUACCACAACUAGCGGUGAGAUAACUGUUGAUUUAGAGCUAGAUGUCUACUAUCCAAUCAAAAUUGUCAACAUAUACGCAAAUGGAGACGAGAAUAUUGUUUUUACAAUAAUCGGUCCAAAUGGAGAGACUUUCACAAUACAAGAGAUCAUUGUACACUAUGGAAGCGAUACAGCUAGAGGCAGUUCCAGCUUCUCUUCAGGUUCAGCUGGUUCUUCUUAUGCAAGCGUAACCUCUACUGAACCACCUACCUUUUUAUUAACAAUGCCGUCUUCUACAUUAACCUCAGUCCGAUCAACAACGUUGACAAUAUCAAUCACAAGCUCUACAGAAUCCGGAAAUACGACAGAAACGGGAAUACUAUCUAGUGUAUCGGGUUCAAGCAGAUUAGAACCAGGUUCAAGCUCAGGUGGAUCAGGUGGAUCAAGUUCAGAAUCAGACUCAAAUGGAUCAAAUGGAUCAAUUGCUUCAGGAUCAGGUUCAAGCAAUGGAUCUAGCGGAUCAGGGUCAGGAUCAACAUCAGGAUCGAAUAAUUCUGAUGGUUCAAGUGGAUCAGGAUCAAGUGGAUCAAGUGGAUCAAGUGGAUCAAGUGGAUCAAGUGGAUCAAGUGGAUCAAGUGGAUCAAGUGG